This is a messenger RNA of Linepithema humile (Argentine ant), 7117 nucleotides long. It is a transcript of the gene toy, whose product is annotated as twin of eyeless. Gene Ontology annotation, biological process: regulation of transcription by RNA polymerase II; anatomical structure development. Lineage: Eukaryota; Metazoa; Arthropoda; Insecta; Hymenoptera; Formicidae. Gene Ontology annotation, molecular function: DNA-binding transcription factor activity, RNA polymerase II-specific; RNA polymerase II cis-regulatory region sequence-specific DNA binding. The record is from RefSeq and is a predicted model, not a curated record.
CUUUGCAGAACGUAAGUUGUUUAAUCAAACAUUUUAUCCGUAAUAAUCACGCACUAAAGAUCAUAAUUACUGUAAAUUUUUAUCGGGAGUGUCGAUUAAAGUAAGGGGGGGAUUGCCGGAACGUAUUAUUUACCGUGGAUAUGUGCGAUAACGGCGUUGAUCUCGUUUGGCGGCCGAUCCAUUCAAAUAGGUUACAAUUCCAGUGAAUAUGGCAUGUUGCAAUUCAAUUGGAAUUAGAUAAAUCAUAGUUGCGUAUCAUGUUCGUAUCUACAAGUUGUCAUCAAAAUAGUCGUCUCGUUCUGAGUACAUCGCGAAUUGCUUAAUGUGUAAACUGAUAAUAUUCAAUAUGCACGCAGAUACGUUGCGAUAUAGUGUGUAUUUUAUCUCGCGUUUGUGUUUAGUGUAUCGAAACGUAAUAGUUCGCGAUGUAAAUCUUUGUGAUUCGUAGAAAAAAAAUGCGCGGGUUAAUUUUCAUUCAGUGAUAUAUGUAAUUAAGUGAAUAUUCAUCAAUCAAUGAAGCUAAUUGUCUGGUAACUUGACGAUGUUGAGAACGGAAUCUGCAGCAGGUGGGGUAAACUACAAUAUUCUAACAGGUACAGCUAAAAGAGCGUACUUAGGUUAGGGUACAACAACCGUCUAAGGAGGAAUUUGCAACAAGUGGAGCAAACUGCAAUCUCUUAAUUGCUAGGAUUGUCGUUGCUUUCUACAUCUGUCAUCUUGACAGAAAAGUGACAGGGCAGGGACAAAGGAGCCAAGUCGCACGCGCGGAAGGAUGGAGGACCUCAUGCGAGCGUUGCAAUUUUGCAUUUUUUUCACACUCACGCGUGCACACAGCAACAAACUUACCCCGUCGGCGUGGAAAAUCCGCGCGGAACAGCUCGGCGAAGACGGACAGGGAAAGAGACAGGCCGGACGACGUCGACGGCCGGCGACGGCGUUGCGUACGAGAGUGGCGUCGCGACGCCGGGCGUCGGCGUGGAUCUCGCGCGCGCCGUGUUCCGCGCGUCGCGCGCCGAAAACAAUGGCGUCGUCGGGGUACUCCGAUCCAACAGGGGACGGAGCACCGCCUACGACAGGCGCCGCCCCCAUCAGCGAAGGUGAUCGUGUCCUGGCCGCGUCGGGGCGCCGCGCAGAGCUGCGCGACGCUGAGCCGCACAGAGCGACUGCGGUUUAUCCCCACCGGACCGGCGAGCGCGGCGAGUCCGCGGCCACGCCACCGUCGGUAUUGCUCCACCCAGAUAUACGCUAUGCCGUACUGGUCCUGGUCGAGAAGCCUUGUCAGGGGCAACGUUGCCUGGAGGCAAGGCAACUGCCUGGUCGACUACGCUCGCAGGAGGUGCGAGAAGGAGCGAGGGUCAGGCGGAAAAGAAUGAGGAACGGAGAUGGUGAGAGGCGCGGCUGGAGAGAGCUGGGGACAACACUGAAGGGAGAUGGUGUGUACGAGGGAACUCGCUUAGGGGUGGGGGCGCCGAAAUCGUGCGGCAGGGAUCUCCCUAUGCGGGAAGGCAGACUCUGGUGGUCAAUCGGGCGCCGCGCACCGCAGCAGCGACGCGUCACUGCACCCCUGUUUUGGGAGUCGGGCACGUGCUUCUUUCCUCUCCACCGACGCCGCGCGUUCAACUGCACUCCGGCACGUAGCAGCUCGUCCGCGUCCACAGCCAGCCAGGCGCGAUAAACGCCGAUAAACCGCGAGAAGGCGCGCUUUCACUCCCGUUACUGGAAAGCAUCGCCGUGAAGACGAGUUCCUGGAUAUUCCUGCUUCUUUCGCAACGCGGUGUACGGCGUUAAUAGCGCUAUUCGCGCGCUCGACUAUUAAUCCCGCGAGUAUCUCCGACCUGCCGCGGCGGUCUUGGCGGCGACGUGUUUCCUGAUCUCAGAUCAGUUGACGUCGUCGUGUCGCACUCGAAAUUGAGCGCGACCGCGUCAAUUGUCAGCAGUGUGAAUUUCCCGACGUGGCGAUAUUCGAUGUACUCUCGUUAAACUGUGCAUUGUAAAAGUGUCAGUGAGAUCAUUUGAGCCACUACGUAUUCUCUCGUCGGCAGCUGAUUUCCGGCGGACGAGCUGAGUCAGUGGCGAACUGAGGACAGCGGGAGCUCCGGUCUACGAGAGCCGCACCGAAAAAGUGUUGUGAGCGGAGCAACACCGUCGCGGAUUGUGCUUUCAGCUGGUGGCUGGAUCCGGCCUGACCACGGCCAUUCUCGACACGCACUGUGUUAGCGUGGCCGGAGGUGGCGGCGGCGGAGACGGCGGCGGCGGCGGUAGCGGCGGCGGAGGCGGCAGUGGCACGGUCGGCAGCGGUCGGCUGAGCCUGCACCUUCGUCCUUGCGGAGGUGGCGGAGGCAUCAUCGAAAGUGACAGCGUUCCGGAUUAUCCGCCGAGCGCUGCGGCAGCGCGGAGCAGGGAGGCGGCGGCGGCGGCGCUGCACGCGGCAAGAACCCUGUUGGGCGCGGGGGUGGCUAACCCUUGCUCGCCCACCCCCGAGCCGCCCUUCUGGAAGAUGCCGCAUAAAGAGGAGGACUUGAUGCACGGGGGUGGCGCGGGUAUUGGCGGGGGUUCUAUGGUCGGACAGAACUCAAUAUUUGGGUGCUCGGCUGCAGGACACAGCGGGGUUAACCAGCUCGGUGGCGUUUACGUCAAUGGCCGACCGCUGCCGGACUCCACGAGGCAGAAGAUCGUCGAGCUGGCCCAUAGCGGGGCCAGACCGUGCGACAUAUCACGCAUACUGCAGGUCAGCAAUGGAUGCGUCUCCAAGAUCCUUGGCAGGUAUUACGAGACUGGCUCGAUCAAGCCGCGGGCGAUCGGCGGUAGCAAGCCACGGGUGGCGACAACACCUGUGGUCAACAAAAUCGCCGAUUACAAACGAGAAUGUCCCUCGAUCUUCGCCUGGGAGAUUCGCGACCGACUUUUGCAAGAGGGCGUUUGCAAUAACGACAACAUACCGAGCGUGUCAUCCAUUAACAGGGUACUCAGGAACCUGGCCUCACAGAAAGAGCAACAGGCGGCCGCGGUGCAAGCGCAUCAGGGCGCCGAGAGCGUCUACGACAAGCUGAGAAUGUUUAACGGACAGGCAGCAGGCUGGCCGCCGGCGUGGUACUCGGCGACACCUUCCCAUCAUCCCCUCGCCACGGGUAUUCCAACCGCGGCAACUCCCGGAUCCGGCCAGACUCUUCUGCCUGGUAGCCAGCUUCACGGACGCGACGAUUCUCUGCUCAAGCGAAGCGACACUGGUUCUCUAUUGUCGCAUCAGCAGGAGACAACUUCGGACGGUAAUUCGGAACACAACUCCUCCGGCGAUGAGGACUCGCAGGUGCGGCUAAGGCUGAAGAGGAAAUUGCAGCGCAACCGAACUUCCUUCUCUAACGAACAAAUAGAUAGCCUCGAGAAAGAAUUCGAGCGGACACAUUACCCGGACGUGUUUGCACGAGAGCGUCUCGCCGAGAAGAUCGGAUUACCUGAGGCACGUAUCCAGGUGUGGUUCAGUAAUCGCAGGGCGAAGUGGCGUCGAGAGGAGAAAUUACGGAACCAGAGGAGGGCGGCCGUCGAUCAGGUGGUCGCCGGCGGCAGCGGCGGGGGUAGCAGCGGCGCCGCGCCUCCCGCGGCCACCCCCGCAACGCCACGGUUGCCCUUAAACGCCGGAUUCAACGCCAUGUACUCGUCGAUACCGCAACCAAUCGCCACCAUGCCCGACACGUACAGCUCGAUGUCAAGCAGCUUGGGCGGGUCAAUGGGUGGAAGCUGUCUUCAACAACGCGCCGAAGGCUACCCGGCAUACGUGUUUCACGAACCUCUCCACUCGCUCACGCAGUCCUACUCUCACGCACACAGCGCGGCGGCGGCCGCGCACUCGCAACCCCAUCGCGGCAUCCCGACGUCUCACGGCGGCACCCCCGCAACGCCGGGAGGACAACCCGCUGGACCAGGUGGGGCACCUUACCAGCCGACGACCUCGACCGCGACCGGAGUGAUAUCGGCGGGCGUCUCGGUGCCGGUGCAGAUCCCCUCGCAGACCCCGGACCUGACGGGCAACUAUUGGCCGAGGCUCCAGUGAUCCCAGCUCUUCGGGUUCCCGCCCGCGAGCUUGCUCGUAGGCCAGGAGAGCCCGCCGCCGCCGAGCGUCACCCCGGGCGCGGUGCCCCGACCGCUCCUCGCCUCUCUCGGGAUACCGACGCAGUCGACGCAGCAUCAGGCCCCCAGCACACCGGCGACCACUCCCGUGCACAACUCCGACACCAGUGAGUGAGAGGAUUGACUUCUCGUGACGUGCUCCGUCGCGCAGUGAUCCCUGUCCGAGACACGGCGCGCGGCAUCCUUUGCCGCGCGCAGUUUGCCGACGGGCGACGCCGCGAUUGAUGUGGAGAGAGAGAAAGAGAGAGAGAGAGAGACGCUACGAAAGAAGCUCGCUCGACAGACGCCAAUCUCUUCGAAGACGCGCAGUUAGUGUCGGUUGUGCGUGGAAUGAACCCAAUCCUGAAAAUGAUGACGCAAGUGUCCGAAAUUUCUCUCCACUGUCUUGUAAGUUGAAAAAUUUCGUUUGCCCACUUUUCGCGAUCACUUAUUUAUGAAUUAAUGGUUUUUUUUCCAUGCUGAUAAAGCUGUUACCAGAAACACGUUAUCGAGUGCAUGCUUAAAUAAUGUUGGAAAUAAUUCAUAGUGUUCUAAUUGAUCGGACAAUAUUUGAUCGCACGUAGAGCUAAUAUCACUUCGCUGACCGAAUAAUAAAUCCUCGCAGGCCGGAUUGAUAACUCGCGUCCUCGAAUGUUUACGACCGUCAAUUUUCUGAAAGGCAAUACUUAUCUACGAAACUAUUCAAUUUUAGAUUAAGAGAUAGAAUAGGUUCCUCCCUUCUUGAACGAUUUGUAAGUUUGCCAACGCCUGCAUUGACGAUCGUAAUGGGACGACGUACCGUCGCGAAAUUUUGAGAGAAGCCCGACAGACCAGCAAAUCCCCCUUGAAAUAAAGCGAAAAGAUUUUUUACUAACGACCCGAUUGCAGAGUGGAAUUUUAGGCGGCACGAUAAGUUUUGUAAUUCGAGCCGGAACCAAUCGACAUUACUUAUCUUCCACUUCGUGUCUGAUCUAGAUUUCGUAGAUGUAUACGCAUAACCCGGGUCACGCAGGGUAUUCACGUACUCACGAUAGUGUGUGUAAAUGAUUUACGUUACGCCACCGACGUCAUUACAUCGAGGACUUACGCGUGAAAAACCACCAUCGCCUAAUGAUCAUCGAGUUUACACAGAAAAUGAAUUUUUUUUGCUUAAAUAAUUUCAAUUUAAUCUUCGCCGCGAGGAAAGUCUUUUUCACCGAGUGCCAUAAUGCCGGGAAAGUUAUUUUUCACUUCAUCCCACGCGCGCGAAUUCUCCCUUUAGCUUCCCGAAGAUCGAUCGAUGUCAAGAGCAUUCAUUAAAUUUACAGCCGUUCUCGUUUUUCGGUAUCGGAGAGCUUUAUUACCGGAUUUAUUGGAUACCGCCGGGCGCAUAUUGUUUGCCGCACGUUGUAUCGGUUUCCGGCAAAUAUUUUCCUUCGUGUAAGGGCGGCCGCGAACCGCGUGGAAAUUGAAAGGGAGCCGCAGACACGUAGGCGGCUCCCGCCGAAAUAUAUUCUCGCGAGAGUUUAGGGUGGUAGUCCUUCCCGAUGAGGCUGAUUUUGUUGCGAGAGGGAAGGUUUGCGGGGGAGAGUGGGGGAGAGAGUUGAUAGCUGCCUGGAGGGUGGCUUUUUUCGGCGAUGCCGGCCAUCGUGUCUGCCGGCAGAUAUGGCGUCGGAAGACACCGCUCUCGAGAGGCUGCUCGCAGCUCGGUCUACGUUCGUUUGUGAAUCGUGUAAAAUCGAUCGAUGACUUGUACGAAAAAUAUCCAAACUAUUCGAAGGAGUAUAGUCUUAAUAUAUAUUUGUAUUUAUUUAUAAUUUUAUAUUUAUAUUUUUUUUUUUUAAAUUUACGAUCUCUUUUGUAGUUUAUUUAUUUGUUGCACUUAAUAAAGUUAUUAUUAUUAUUAUGUCAGCGUCUUGACACUUAUUCGGAUUAUCUCCCGAAAUGUAAUGAAGAAGAUGAUCUACAUAAAAAUCGUAUGGAAUCACGUUCCGCUGCGCUUCGAUUCGCACAUGUCAUUAAUUUUUCUGUUGGUUUAUUUUUUUUUUGACUUUUUGGAAUUUUUGCAUUUUAAUGCGGGUGGUUAUUCAUGCGGAGGUUCGUCGUGUUUUACAGGUGCAACCGAACGCGCAUAGGGAUCGCUCCCCGCAUGUGUUUCAAAGUAUACUAUAUUUAAACCUCACCGAGAUCAGUGUGCAGAAUUUAUCGAGAAUAGCAAUAUUGCAGUUUCAAAUCCCCCCUCCUCCCUCCCUCCUCCCCCCUCCCUUUCCACCCGAUGUAGCAUCGCGGAUAGCAUUUUUCUAAACCUCGCGUAAACCAUUUGACGACAGAUUUGCGAGCGAGAAAUCGAAAUGUUCGAUUUGAACUCCUUUAUUUAUAAUACACAUCUCUCCAUACGAAUAUUCAUCCCGGUUCAAGGUACACGAUUCUAGAUUAAGACAAUCCAAUCCCCCGUAGCUUAUACCAUCGUUAUUACCAUAAUGAAAGCACAAUGACGUACGAGAUCGUAAAGAGUACACCGGCGUAACUCUAUAGAGAGAUAAUGCGUUUCGUAAGUGUAACGCCCGGAGGAGGCAAGUAGCAUGAGACGUUCGCGUCGGUAUUUAUUGCUAUUAAUGUAAACGUAUCGCUGAGAUAACAACGGACCGAAAACGAUGAUUCGUCUUUCCGAAUCGGAUCGCGAAUAUUUGGUGCUCGCAAUAACGAGAGGUCUUAUCGGCACUGAAAAACUCGUUAAUUCGUCGCCGCGCACACGAUCGAAGCACACUCUUUCGAUUACGCUGUAUAAAGAUGAUUGUAAGAUAGCAUUUGUUACUCUCUUUAGACCAGUACUGUAAAUUAGAGAUAACUAUCGCUGUAUAUAUUACGUACGUAAGUAAGUCAGACGAAUUCCAGUUACGUUCGAGCGUACCUACCUUAUAGACUACGCAACAUCUUAUCCGUGUAUUCAAUGUUUUCCCUCACCGAAGUGACGACUCCGUUACUUACACCGUGCAGCAGCAGAACUUCAAUAAAGUCAAAUGAUCUGAGCCUA